AUGUUAAAAUACAGAUCUGUUGAAACUUAUUCAGUCCUUCAAGCUAGUUGCCUUCAACAUUGGUUUAAAAACUGGCAAGCACUUAGGAGAAACAAAUUGACAGCUAGCACUUUUGCUGCUGCUAUUGGGUUUUGGCGUCGGCAAAGGGUCCAACUGUGGUUAGAGAAGAUUGGUGCUAUUGAACCUUUCUCUGGAAACCUUGCCACCUGUUGGAGCAAUAUCAAAGAGGAGGAAGCACUUGAAAGAUACAAACUGAUAACUGGAAAUACGGUGUUGUUUCCUGAAUUUCAGGUCUAUGAUUCACACCCACAAGACAGCUGGCUUGCUGCUUCACCAGAUGGUGUAAUCGACAGUCUAGUGCAUGAAUUGCCUUCUCGUGGAGUACUGGAGAUAAAGUGUCCAUAUUUCAAUGGGGACAUAAGUAAAGCUUUCCCUUGGUCUCGAAUUCCAAUUCACUAUAUUCCUCAAGCUCAGGGUUUAAUGGAGAUUCUAGGAAGGGAUUGGAUGGAUUUUUAUGUUUGGACUCCUAAUGGUAGUAGUCUAUUCAGGUUACAUCGUGAUGCUGAGUAUUGGGAUGUAAUGGAAAUAGCACUGUAUGAUUUCUGGUGGAAGCAUGUCCAUCCAGCGAGAGAGUUGUAUAGUAGUAAUGUUUCAAGAAGUCCCCUUUUUCAAUUAAGAACAGUGAGGCCAGCUCCUAGGCAUGAAUUAUGUAGAGAUAUUGUUUAUAAAAGCAAACACAUUGCUGCUAAUUCUAAGUUGUUGAUGCGGGAGAUACAUGGGAAAUUGAUAAAUUGA
Molecule: messenger RNA, 795 nt
Organism: Vigna radiata var. radiata (mung bean)
Lineage: Eukaryota; Viridiplantae; Streptophyta; Magnoliopsida; Fabales; Fabaceae
Exons: 1
Coding region: 1-795 (264 amino acids)
Source: RefSeq, a predicted model, not a curated record